Striga asiatica is the source of this 567-nucleotide messenger RNA. The record is from the annotation of a GenBank genome assembly. NCBI's taxonomy places the organism in Eukaryota, Viridiplantae, Streptophyta, Magnoliopsida, Lamiales, Orobanchaceae.
CUAGCCGCAGAAGUCCCAACAGCAACAAGCAACAACAACAACCCAUCAUUCCAAAAGAGUCAGAAAUUCCCUGCAGCAAGUGCACCACCCUACUUCCCUGUCAGGCACUGUAUCCCACACAGCAGAGUUGCCCCACUUGUGAAUGUUCGAAGCAUGGUUCCUGUUUUCUCGGCCCCACCGCCAGCGAUGAGGCCCCCAGCCAUUGGAAUUUCGCCACCUGUCUCCAUUAGACAGGUUGUCCCUGUAUAUGCUGCUCCAGUUUGCAAGGAGCUACCCAUGGUGCGGCCGGUUGUUAAAGCGAACGAUCAGCAGGUAUCAAGGUUGUUGACAGCUAAGAUGGAGGAGCUUCCAUUUGCUGGAGCUGCCCCAGUGCCGAUUUCUGAAGUUCCAGCACGUCAAGUCGGGCUACCUUCAUCUCAAGUUUCCACUGUUCAAAUCAAGCGAGUUGCUAAGUUUAGUGGCCCACCAGGCAGCCCGAGAGCAGCCAGCGACAAGACUAGGAUUGCAGUGCAUGACAAGCUGCAAGAGUAUAAGGAGAUUGAAGAUUUGAAAAAUCUCAAGAUAUGA